AUGAAUGACCCCACUAUGUUGCAACAAAUGUCAAGCAACCCUAUGCUUUUAAGCCGAGUUAUUGGUGCACAGAGUGGAGGUUUAAGAGCGGCACUUUUAGCGAAAAUGGCAGGCUAUGGUGGAGCUGCAGACGGAACAGCUUAUAACCCUCAAAGUCAAAUGAAUUUGAGUUCACUCAAAAAUCAAAUAACAGAUGUCAAAAAGUCAAACAUAGACAUACAGAAACAAAUAAGUGAAAACGAAAAGAAACUAGAAUAUGACAGACACACAAAGAAACUCAAUGAGUUAAACGUAGAGAAAAAGAAGAAAGAAGAACAACUGAAAGAACUAAGUACAGAGGAAUAUGCGAAAAAAGUGUCAGAAAAAGCAGCAGAAGUAGCAAAAAUGGAACAAGAUGUUAUAAAUUUGAAAAACCAUACUACUCAAUAUAAAGUACUGAAAGAUGAAGAGAUAAAACAAAAAGCCCUGAAGACAUAUAUGGAUAGCGAUGAGUAUAAAAAAGAAGUUGAAGCAAAUGUAAAGGCAGAAAAACUUUUACAGUUGCAAAACCAA
Trichomonas vaginalis G3 is the source of this 552-nucleotide messenger RNA. Its product is annotated as protein of unknown function, DUF4106 family. The record is from RefSeq and is a predicted model, not a curated record. NCBI's taxonomy places the organism in Eukaryota, Parabasalia, Trichomonadida, Trichomonadidae. The annotation marks the transcript as partial. The transcript has a single exon.